AUGAUCAAGAUCAAAUUACUUUCAGACAAAGCCAUUAUCCCAAGGAGAGAUUCAUUACAAGAUAUUGGUCUCAUUCUUCACGCUGCUAAAUCAUGUAUGAUAAAACCUCGAGAUAAAGUUGUCGUUCCUACAGAUUUACAGAUUGAACUACCAACGGGAUGCUAUGGACGAAUUACUCAAAGACCUGGAUUGUCAUAUAAUCGGUCAAUUGCUGUUGGUACCACUAUCAUUGAUUCUGAUUACCGAGAAAAUGUCAGUGUUGUAAUUUUCAACUUUAGUAAUGAUUAUUACCGGAUAAAUCACGGAUCUCGAAUCGCUCAAUUGAUUUGUGAACAGAUAAUUAUUCCCGAAUCAGUUAUUCAAUUACGUUAA
Molecule: messenger RNA, 372 nt
Organism: Panonychus citri (citrus red mite)
Lineage: Eukaryota; Metazoa; Arthropoda; Arachnida; Trombidiformes; Tetranychidae
Product: deoxyuridine 5'-triphosphate nucleotidohydrolase, mitochondrial-like
Exons: 1
Coding region: 1-372 (123 amino acids)
Biological process (GO): dUTP catabolic process; dUMP biosynthetic process
Molecular function (GO): dUTP diphosphatase activity; magnesium ion binding
Source: RefSeq, a predicted model, not a curated record